Molecule: messenger RNA, 986 nt
Organism: Drosophila bipectinata
Lineage: Eukaryota; Metazoa; Arthropoda; Insecta; Diptera; Drosophilidae
Gene: SkpB
Product: SKP1-related B
Biological process (GO): SCF-dependent proteasomal ubiquitin-dependent protein catabolic process
Cellular component (GO): nucleus; cytoplasm
Molecular function (GO): cullin family protein binding
Source: RefSeq, a predicted model, not a curated record
AAAUUAGCAUCCCUACCUGACGUCCAGUCAGCAGCGCGCGCUGGCUGCCCAGCCUUGGCUCUGGUUUAAAUUUAUGGAAGCACUGAUAAACUUAUAACGUGUCGAGUCUGGAUUCGGAUUCUUCAAGAAAUAUAUCGGUCGAAAUAUAUUGUCUGAAAAGCAUCCCCUUUGAAUGCUAGGCACCCGGCAUUCGGUUCAAGUUGAAGGCAAGAGAAUAUUAUUUUUAGCCAGUAGGCCAGAGCUAAGUAGCCACCCGUGUAUUUUAUUUUUUCGUCUGCGCCACUGCGAAUAAAUCAAACAGUUUCAAAGCGAAAGAACAACAAGCUGAAAGGGGUCCAUCAUUACAGCAUGCCUAUCAUUCGGCUUGAGUCUUCCGACAAGGAGAUCUUCGACAUCGAACAAGAGAUUGCCAAGUGCUCGGAGACGAUUCGCACGGCGCUCGAGGAUCUGGGCGAUGAGAGUGAUAACAGCGUGCUACCGCUGCCGAACGUCAACUCAUUGAUCCUUAAGAAGGUUCUCCACUGGGCCACCUACCAUAAGGAUGAUCAGCAGGUGACCGAGGAAGAUGAAAACAAGGAGAAGCGUACCGAUGACAUUUCCUCUUGGGACGCCGAUUUUCUGAAAGUCGAUCAGGGCACUUUGUUCGAGCUCAUCCUAGCGGCCAAUUACUUAAACAUCCAGGGCCUGUUGGAUGUGACCUGUAAGACUGUGGCCAAUAUGAUCAAGGGCAAGUCGCCGCAGGAGAUUCGCGACACGUUUACCAUCAGCAACGACUUUUCGCCUCAGGAGGAAGAGAAGGUGCGCAAGGAAAACGAGUGGUGUGAGGAGAAGUAAUGCGUUCAACAAAAAAAUUGAAUCUGAUAACCAAAUUAGAACACCUAAAUUUUAAAACAUGUAAAACGCACUUUUACGUAAAGUCCACGUAAACCAUUUUGUUUAUAAAAAAUUCUAAAUAAUGUUAAAUAAACUUUUACAUGUGGCUUAUG